UAACAGCUAAAUUUCCGCUGCCAACCGGAAGUUGGCAGCGGAAAUCAACAUGAAACAAACAGAUCGGGCGGCAAAGAUGGAGUCUUUCCCGAGCCUAACAUCUCGGCAUGAAGACCCGGAGCAGGACUUCAGGGUUCGGCUGACGUCCAAGAGGAAAACCACCGAGCUGAUGGUCCGAGGCUGCGAGCUGCUGCGGAGCGUUUUGGACGGACAGCCGGACAUUCCCGAGGACAGCCGAAGGGUUCUAGUGCAGGAGCUGCUGGCCAACUUUGAAGCUGCUGUGAGGCUCAACGUGUUGGUGGACGGACAGCCGUGGGACGAGGCUCCAGACCUGGAAGAUGAAGAGGCGAUGGAUCUGGAGAGCCACCUGGACGACAGCAUCCUGGACACCACAUGGAGGCGCCGCUCCUGCCCCAAACGGAUCCUUCCCCAUGUGGUUCACGCCCUGAAGGCCCAGCGGAAAGUUCUGGGUCUGUAUGAGACGUCAGUCCAGCCUGCAGAGCUGCACAGAGAUCCAGAUCUAGAGAGCAUCAUGAGCGACGUGUCUGCUGCGGCUCCCGGCGUGGUGAGGCAGGCCAUCCAGGUGAUAAAGGCCAUCGACGCGCUGCAGCAGCAGGCGGCCGGUCUCUGUGAGAUCCUCGACCUGAAGCCCAGCGCAACCUCGCUGCAGAUCCACAGGGAGGUGCUGGGCGCCAUGCCGCCUGCAGGGGGCGCAGGCCGGCGGCCCCUGGCGGUGGCGCAGGGCUACGAGGACGACGGCCAGGGGGCGCAGUUCAGCGAGGAGGAAGAGGAGUAACACUUCCUGGAAACCACGGAGAUCAGGAACUGUUCAGCUCCAGGUUUCUGGUCAAAUGAACAUUAAUCACAGGUUUUUUUUACUUUACUUUUUUUUUUUAUGAAAGUGAUCAAUAAAAAUAUUUUCUGCGUCUUGGUGAACCAGAAUCGUUCGUUCAGCUGAUUAUCAACCGUGGUUAGCACUACUUUAGCAUUAGCUUUGCUGAAGUGCUGCAUUAAAAAAUAUUUAUAUUUUUAAAAACUUUUAAUUGUUCUGAAUUUUAUAAAGAUGCAGUUUUCCUUUUUGUAAUUCGGGUGAAUUUUUUAUAGAAAUUAAGCUUUCAUACAGCAGAAACUCUGACAGCUGCAGAAAAUAAGAGUUUCUGAAGAAUCUGGUGACUUUUACUGAAAACUUUCCU
Molecule: messenger RNA, 1193 nt
Organism: Poeciliopsis prolifica (blackstripe livebearer)
Lineage: Eukaryota; Metazoa; Chordata; Actinopteri; Cyprinodontiformes; Poeciliidae
Gene: nsl1
Product: NSL1 component of MIS12 kinetochore complex
Exons: 6
Coding region: 50-796 (248 amino acids)
Biological process (GO): mitotic sister chromatid segregation
Cellular component (GO): MIS12/MIND type complex; kinetochore
Source: RefSeq, a predicted model, not a curated record